This is a messenger RNA of Manihot esculenta (cassava), 1780 nucleotides long. RefSeq names its product protein pleiotropic regulatory locus 1. Gene Ontology annotation, biological process: mRNA splicing, via spliceosome. The record is from RefSeq and is a predicted model, not a curated record. Bases 92 to 1546 code for a protein of 484 amino acids. Lineage: Eukaryota; Viridiplantae; Streptophyta; Magnoliopsida; Malpighiales; Euphorbiaceae. Gene Ontology annotation, cellular component: catalytic step 2 spliceosome; Prp19 complex; precatalytic spliceosome. Gene Ontology annotation, molecular function: protein binding. The transcript is spliced from 17 exons.
CUAAAUCCCUCUUCAUUUUAUCAAUCCUUCUCUCUCAAAAACCCUAGCGUUCCCUGGUGGUAGCUACUUACAGAGGCCAUUGAAGGACGAAAUGCCAGGGCCUACCCUGGAGAUGGAGCCAGUGGAGCCACAGUCCGUGAAGAAGCUGAGUUUUAAAUCCCUAAAGCGCGCUCUCGAUCUCUUCUCUCCAAUCCACGGCCAGCUAGCUCCUCCUGAUCCCGAAAGUAAAAAAAUUCGCUUGAGCCAUAAGAUAAAUGCCGAGUACAAAGGAAUUAAAAGCUCAAAUGAACUUCCCAAACCAGUGAGUUCUACUACAACCGUUCGUGGCGAUCAAUCUUCAACGCCUUCUAAUGCUCUCGCUCUUCCAGGUCCAGAUGAUUCUAAGGACUCUCAGAAGGGUGGAGCUCAAAAUGCAUUGGUUGUUGGUCCAUCUCUGCAACCAAAGGGACCAAACGACCUUGGUGCUCAGGGCAAAAGCACUGCAUUGAUUUCUGCUCUUGGAUCAUCUGAAAGGUUCUCUACAUCUGCUAUAAUGGAAAGGAUCCCAAGCAAAUGGCCACGUCCUGUGUGGCAUCCUCCAUGGAAGAACUACAGGGUCAUAAGUGGCCAUUUGGGAUGGGUGAGAUCUAUUGCAUUUGAUCCAAGUAAUUCAUGGUUUUGUACUGGUUCUGCAGAUCGUACAAUUAAGAUAUGGGAUGUAGCAAGUGGAAGGUUGAAGCUCACAUUGACUGGACACAUUGAACAAAUCCGAGGUCUUGCUGUCAGCCAAAGACAUACCUAUAUGUUUUCUGCUGGUGAUGACAAACAGGUGAAAUGCUGGGACCUUGAACAGAACAAGGUUGUCCGGUCUUAUCAUGGUCAUUUAAGUGGUGUCUAUUGCUUGGCUCUUCAUCCCACAAUUGACCUUUUACUAACUGGGGGGCGUGAUUCUGUUUGCCGGGUCUGGGAUGUUCGUACAAAAGUUCAAGUUUUUGCACUGUCUGGACAUGAUAAUACAGUGUGCUCAGUUUUUACUCGACCGACGGAUCCACAAGUAGUCACUGGUUCCCAUGACACAACAAUUAAAUUCUGGGAUCUUAGAUAUGGCAAGACUAUGUUAACGCUCACGCACCACAAGAAAUCUGUUCGAGCCAUGGCACAGCAUCCUACUGAGAAUUGCUUUGCCUCUGCAUCAGCUGACAACAUAAAGAAAUUCAGCCUUCCAAAGGGAGAAUUCUUGCACAACAUGCUCUCUCAGCAGAAAACCAUCAUCAAUGCAAUGGCUAUCAAUGAGGAUGGUGUAAUGGUUACAGGAGGUGAUAAUGGGAGCAUGUGGUUCUGGGAUUGGAGGAGUGGUCAUAAUUUCCAGCAGGCCCAAACAAUUGUUCAGCCUGGUUCAUUGGAUAGUGAAGCUGGUAUUUAUGCACUGUCAUAUGAUGUAACUGGUUCAAGGCUUGUUUCAUGUGAGGCAGACAAGACUAUUAAAAUGUGGAAAGAAGAUGAAACUGCAACCCCAGAAACUCAUCCCCUCAACUUCAAGCCACCUAAGGAUAUCCGGCGGUUCUAGCAGUCAUGUUCUUUGUCGUUUUUCACUGGUUGGCAAUAUAUCAUCUUGUUGGUCUUGCCAAAACGAACAUGGCUAAACAUAACUUCUUCAACACAGACAGAACGGCCUUGGAUCGAGUUCCGAAACAGCUCAAUCCAAAUACGAAUCACCCUGUGUAACUAGCAUAAUAUCCCAAAUUCUGGAACGAGAUUGUUUAGUUAUUCCCAAGAAUUUAUAUAUUUGUGUGUUCCUUUC